UCCCUGCUCCGCCUGCGCGGCCCAUCAGCUCCUCCUCCUCCUCCCCCUCCUCCUCCUCCUCCUCUUCCUCCUCCUCCUCCUCCUCAGGUUAGCAUCAGGGAGCUGUAUGGCAGGAGGAUGGCAGAGGACAACCAAAGGGUGGAUUAUCUGGCUGGGUUUUGCUGCCCAGUUGGGGGUCUGGCUGCAGGCAAACCCCGGGUGCUGUGCCAUGAGUCAGAAAUCUACCUCUCCAAUGGGAGUGAAUUCGUCUAUAUCUACAACCAAGAGGGAAAGCUGCUAAAUGCUGUAUAUAGGUUUCCUGAUCAAGUCUGGCAUCUGGAGCUCCUCACCUUACGUAGGGAGCUCUAUGUCCUGUGUGCUCGAAAUGGCAUUUACUGUUUGUCACUGGAUCCUCAAAACAGGUUGGUGAACCAGACUGAUGGCGAGGACAAAGAAGGUGAUUUCCCUUCAAGUGUGUUUCCUGUGGACUCAGACUCCUGUGUCUUUCCUGAUGCUACUCUGUGUGCUUUCACGGUGCUGAAUGACAUCCUUAUCACCCUGUCUCAGGGCCCAUCCAAGUGGAGGAUGAGACUGUUUGAGCAGCCCCAAGGCUCAGAUGAGGACUCCAGGCCAGAGAGCCGGUUCAGUGAGGUGGAAUUCUCUACCUGCAUUUUGCCAUCAGGGAGCAAUGGAAAACCCUUGGCCUCUCGCUUCCUCCCAGUUCUGUGCUGUGCAUCUCCUCCAGGCGCCAGUGUUCCUCACACAACUUGGUGUAGUUCUGGAGGUUUUGUGCUAGAGGAAACCCUCUUUGGUUUGCUAUUUGGAGCAGAUGCUGCCCUUCUGGAAUCUCCCAUGAUCCUUUGUGGUUUUCCAGAUGGUCAGCUGUGCUGUGUGCCUUUGAAGGCCCUUUUAUCUCCUGAGGUGGCUCUUGGUGGCCCAGAGACCCCUGUUAAGAUACUUCACCACUUAGAAGAGCCUGUAGUCUUCAUUGGAGCUCUAAGAACAGACCCAAGGAUCCAGGAAGACACGGAUGAGAAACCACUAAUUGAAGACACAAGCUGUGACUGUAUGGUAGCUGUUGGUCACUAUGGCAAAAUGAUGGCCAUUAAGUCCAGUCGGGAAGAAGGAGGAAAUUUGGUGCCAGAACUCAGAGAAUACUACAUCAGGGGACCAAUCCUCUGUGCUGCCUGUGGUGUUGGAAGCCGCAUGUAUUACAGCACCCAUUCUGAUCUUUCUGUGGUUGACCUGGCUUGUAAUAGCAACCCCUCAGACCCUGAGAAGAUAGAUAAUGUCCAGGGGGUCCUACCUUCAGUUCUGUCGCCAGCCAGUUUAAGUAUCUGUAGCGUUGUGACCCUUUCUGUGUCUUCUAGGGCACCUAAAGGUGAAGCAGAGCUGUUGGCCCUGUCUGCCAAGGGCCGAUUAAUGACCUGCAGCCUGGAUCUGGGUUCUGAGGAUUCUCGGUCAGUAAGGAUGACCACAGGAAAAGUGGGUCAAAAAAUUAAAGAAUUGCUCUCUGGAAUUGGCAAUGUCUCUGAGAGAGUGUCUUUCCUGAAGAAGGCAGUUGACCAACGGAACCGUGCCCUGACGUGCCUCAAUGAAGCCAUGAAUGUGAGCUGUGCCCUUCUGUCCAAUCGGGAAGGACCAAAGCCAAUUAAUUGUACCACUACCACUGCCUGGAGCCGCUUUCAACUCCGGGAUGUGCUGACAGCCACUUGUUUGCUUGAGAAUAGUAGUGACUACAAUCUAGACCAGGGGUGGACUUUUUGCAUUCAGGUGUUUACGAGUUCCUGUGCCUUAGAAGUGGAUUCUGUUGGCUCUGCCAUCACUUACACCAUUCCAGUUGAUCAGCUCACUCCUGGUAGUAAAAGGGAAGUGACAUUACCACUUGGCUCCAAUGAAAAUGGCAAACUAGACCUACCUGUGACCAUAUCCUGUGCACUGUUUUACAGCCUGAAAGAGAUUCUAGGCAGUGCUUUAACCUCUUCAGAUUCUCUGGAUGCCCCUUUUUUUGAUGAAUGCCCCCCUGACAUCCUGCCUGACCGGGAUGGUAUCUUCCUGCCCCUGGGUGAAUACACUGUGGACAUGCUGCAGUGCCUUCGUUUCCCUAGCCUUGCAGUGGCUGAAAUGCAAGUUCCAGGCCUUCCCAGCCCUACCAAUGACCCUGUGAAAACCUUUUUAGAUGCUUCUCGGGGGCAAGUAGAGCCUGAACAUAUGAAAAACAUCGAGCCAAUGGGACCAGACUUCCUUAGAGCCAAGUACCUUCCACCAUCAGUGGCCUCAGUCAAGGUGUCAUCUGAGCUGCUCAAAAAUGCUCUGAAGGAAUAUUGCUCAGAAGUCCCCCUGUGUUGUGCUACUCUCCAGUGGCUAUUGGCUGAGAAUUCCAUAGUGGACAUAGUGAAGACACAGGUGCUGACAGAAGUCCAGGGGGUGGCCCCAGAUGGAAACGACAUUCACCUCCUCGUUCGAGAGGUGGCCGUGACUGAGCUGUGCCCUGCAGGGCCCAUCCAGGCUGUGGAAAUCCAGAUGGAGAGUCCCUCUCUGGCUAACAUGUGCAGGGUGCAUCAUGCAGUGAUCAGACGCAUCCAGGUAAUGAUCAUGGACCAGGCUGCUCAGGGUUCUAACCCACCUGAUCUCCGUGUGCAGUAUCUUCGUCAGAUCCAUGCCAAUCAUGAGAUGCUACUCAAGGAGGUACAGUCGCUGAGAGACCGUCUGUGUGUUGAGGAUGAUGCCAGUGCUAGUGCUGCUGCAGAGAAACUCCUACAAGUCUACAAGCAGUUGCGCAACCCAAGCCUCAUCCUGCUGUGACCCUUGGCACUGGUUCUUCUGUUAAGCAGCUCUGCUAGAAAAUCUUCUAUAUGAUCCCUAAGGAUGGGAUUGAAGAUACACUCUCUGUUGAGAAGCCAAGCAGUGUGCAGUCAUAGAGGCUGUGGAAAUCUUCUGACACCCCACCCCCCAGGAUGGGGACGUCUGAGCCUGAUGAGGGCCCUUUCAUGCCAGAGAAAGGUUUCGAGGGAUGGAUCUGUUUUUAACUUUUUUGAUAUUACACAGCACCAGAGGGUCCGCUAGCCUCUCCCGAACAGGAACAUCUUAUCCUGCCUCGAGCAGAACUCAUCCCCAUUCCCACUCACAUCUCCCAUUCCCUGCCCAUUUGCUUCCCCUUUGGGUAAUUGAAGCUAAAGAGUGGUUGAGUGUUUCUGUCAUUCUUAGGAUAACUGCCCCAUGCAUGAAUGGUUCUUGAGCCUUGUACCCAUGGCAUGAUGAGAAUAGGUGAUGUAUAUUUUGUGUGUCGCCUGUGAGUGCUAGUUUAGCUUCUGAUGUUCGUAGCUAAGCAGUGGCUUUGUGUUUCACAGUGGAAAGAACCUGUCAUUUCAACCCACAUUUCAUAGUUCCCCGUAACAGUGGCCAGAAUACUAAGUAACUCCAUAUUUAGUGAUGUAGAAACUUAGGUCUCUAGCACUGAGUCAUUUUUCUGGGGGUCCCGUAGGGGUAGUACUCUGGCCAAAUGAAUGACUGCCAGUCUCCCCUGCCUCCCCUGUAUUUUCUCUGUACUUAGCUUCAGGCAGAGAUACCUGCCUGCUAUUUUCCCUAGCCUUACACACCUCCAAGGUCCAGGUGUGGGAUAGGUUUUUGGUUUUGUUAUUUAAUUACUUAAAAUAGAAGGGGGAAAUGGGAGGGGGAAAAACCCAGUGUGUUACCUUACCUGCAUUUCUUGCAUCUUUCUCUAGUGGUGGUUUCAGUUGGAUUCAUUUCCUUCCUGUUUAAAGUGCCGUUUAUAACAAGAAAAUUUCUGUGGCUGUUAACCUGUGACCUGUCAUGAGAAUGAUUCUUUUCUAUUGAAUGUCUUCAGGUCUUCCUUGCCUUUUCACCCUGCUCUUCCCUUUUUCCUGCUCCCCCCACUCCAAUAUUUGAUAUUUGGCAGCUCAGCCUGAAUUUCCACUUUCCACCCUCCCUCCUUUUCUCUUAGGCUUCCCCUUGAGUUUUCUGUGCCUCCCGAUUAAAGUACUGGCUGCCUGAAAAGUUACCACUCUGCAUGAAUAAUUAAGCCCCUUAGCUCUGCUCUCAGUGGUCCUGGGGGCCAUUAGGGAGACCUCUAGCACUUAGGGAUGAAGCCUAGGCAGAGGAAGCAAUCACUCCAGUGCCCUCAUUGUAUUGUGCAUUUCAUGCCCAUUACCAUAAAUCUGAGUGUUGAACUACUUGCUUCCCAAAGUAUCUAGUCCCAGGGGCCCAGGCAGGUGAAUGUAAUAGACUUCCCUGUACCCCACAACUCUGAGAGCACUGGGGGAACAGAAAAGGUCUGUGCUCCUGGAUCAGAAGGGCCUGGCAGUGCAGCCCAGAGUGGGGUGGGGAACUUCUCGUCUCUGUCUCACCCUGGAUAACUUGUGCAGAAGUGCCGGGUCCUCCUCCUUACCAUACUCCUGAGUCAGGCUCCCUCAAACUCUUUCUCUGCCCCAGAAAAAUUUGGAGGGAAUCUGUGAGUAGAAAGCUGCACUGUCCCCAGUUAUCCAUCUGGUGGUUUAGCAUUCCAGGGGAAGGGGAAUAAGGGGAGCUGGUCCAACUGGAAAGAGACGGGAGUCACCAUUCUGACACCGAUGAAAUCACAGAAUAGCCUGGGCCUUCUGAUAACUCCCGCAUCCACGUUUGCUUUGGGGACUGCAGCUGGCAAAGGAGGAUUUCCCAUAGGCAGAAAGCCCUCCCCAUUUGUGCAUAUUCACCACGGGGAGCCAGGCUCGACGGCCAGCACUGGCUGUUAGGCCAGUUUUUACUUGAACCACGGAGGGGCUCUGUCCUCCUUCCAAGAGGCUGGGACCACAAGGAGCUUCAGCUUUCUCAGUCAGACCAUUUCCUCUCUGGGUCUGGGUCAGGCUUUUUCUUGAGGGCUUCCUCCAUGUAGGCUCAGGUCUCCUGACUUGGAUCACACUUAAUCCCUGUUUGGCCAUAGCAGAAAUUUUGCUAGAGAAUAGAGGUUCUUAACUUCUUUUAUGCUGUAGACCAGGGCUUCUUAAACUUUUUCCACUUGUGACUCCUUUUCACCUGAGAAAUUUUUUCACGACCCUGGGUAUGUAGGUAUAUAAAAUAGGUGUACAAAUCAAACAUUUUUCGUGACCAAUUUUUUGUGACCUCCACAUUCAGUUAUGCGACCCAAUAAGGGUUCAUGACCCACGGUUUAAGAAGCUUUGUUGUAGACUCCAUUGGAAUUGUGAAGAAUCCUAUGGCUCCCUUCUCAGAAUCAUGCUUUUAAGUGCACAAAACAAAAUACAUAAGAUU
Dromiciops gliroides (monito del monte) is the source of this 5244-nucleotide messenger RNA. It is a transcript of the gene FAAP100, whose product is annotated as FA core complex associated protein 100. Gene Ontology annotation, cellular component: nucleoplasm; Fanconi anaemia nuclear complex. The transcript has 11 exons. The record is from RefSeq and is a predicted model, not a curated record. The coding region runs from base 118 to 2784 and encodes 888 amino acids. Gene Ontology annotation, biological process: interstrand cross-link repair. Lineage: Eukaryota; Metazoa; Chordata; Mammalia; Microbiotheria; Microbiotheriidae.